Messenger RNA from Coregonus clupeaformis (lake whitefish), 2321 nucleotides. Its product is annotated as fibronectin-like. The transcript has 11 exons. Bases 1 to 1752 code for a protein of 583 amino acids. The record is from RefSeq and is a predicted model, not a curated record. Gene Ontology annotation, molecular function: protein binding. NCBI's taxonomy places the organism in Eukaryota, Metazoa, Chordata, Actinopteri, Salmoniformes, Salmonidae.
AUGCUGGCCUCAUAUGAUGAUGUGCUGCCCCCUCCUGGUGACAUCCAGGUCCUGUUGCUGACGUCAGACUCAGUGUCUCUGAGCUGGUGUUCUCCUCAGGGGCUGACAGGACCACAGACAUUCAGAGUGACCUGGGGGUGUGACGGUGAAACAAGCUCAACAAGAGUGAAAGUGGUCCCACCCAGAGAUUUCAAGAUAGACCAUUUGGAAGAGACCUCCUUCACUCUCCCCUGGUCCAAUGCUGAAGGGGUGGAGAAUGUCCCACAGCACUUCUUCAUAUCCAACUGCAUCCCAGGAAGAGACCCCCUCGCAGCCAUUACUGACGACUGCCACAAAACCUUCUCAAACCUGCAACCUGGCACAGAGUACACUGUUAGUGUUUCAACUGUGCUGAGCAAUGGGGAACAGAGUGAACCUGUCUCUACAACUAUCUGCACUAGGACAGAACCACACAUCACUAACAAAUCUUCACACAACAUCACUCUCUCUGACCUGCAACCUGCUACUGAAUACUCUGUCACUGUCUGCACUGUGUUGGAAAAUGGAAAGCAAAGUCAACUGGUGUCUACAACCCUCACCACAGUACCUCCUGCUCCGGACCAGCUAACUGUUGACACCACGUCAGGUACUGUUAGCUGGAACCAGCCACCAGGAUUGGACCAAACCCAACAUCAUUACCAGAUCUCCUACCAGUGUCCAGGGACAAAACCCCACUACACUACCACAUCUUCACACAGCCUCACUCUCUCUGACCUGCAAUGUGGUACUCAGUACUCUGUCACUGUCUGCACUGUGCUGGAAAAUGGAAAGAAAAGUAAACUGGUGUCAACAACCCUCACCAAAGUACCCCCAGCUCCAGACCAGCUGACUGUUAACUCAGUAGACACCACAUCAGCUACUGUUAGCUGGAGCCAGCCACCAGGAUUGGACCAAACCCAACAUCAUUACCAGAUCAUCUACUACGGUCCAGGGACAGAACCCCACUACACCACCACAUCUUCACACAGCAUCACUCUCUCUGACCUGCAAGGUGGUAGUCAGUACUCUGUCAUUGUCUGCACUGUGCUGGAAAAUGGAAAGCAAAGUCAACUAGUGUCAACAACCCUCACCACAGUACAGUGGUGGGAGAGACCCUCUGGAGUUGCUGCAGUGUGUGUUCUACUGGCUGUGAUCAUAGGCCUGUGGGUUUCCUAUGCCACUGUAGCGCGAGACCAGCUACAGUAUAGUCUACAUUUCAGGACCACAGAGAGAGACCAGCUACAGAAUAUUCUAAAUACCAGGACCACAGAGAGAGAUCAGCUACAGAAUAGUCUAAAUACCAGGACCACUGAGAGAGACCAGUUAAAAACCAGGCUUAGGUCCUAUGAGAAACCCUGUCUGAAUGAAUGGUGGAAGUUUGGCACCAGCUGUUAUUAUGUCUCCUCCACGAGGGACUCUGCCGGGGACGGUCAGCAGCAGUGCAGAGCAAUGGGUGCUGAAUUGGUUGUUAUAAACAGCAGAGAAGAACAGAUAUUUAUCCAUGGAUUAAAGAAGAAUGUCUGGAUUGGUGCACAUAAAAAUGACGGAAUCUGGAAGUGGGUUGACGACACAGCAUUUAAACCUACCUAUUGGAUGGAAGGGGAACCAAGUAACUUGAAUGACGAGGUGGCUUGUAUUGAGAUCUCACAGACGGCAUCAGACCCAUUGAAGAGUUGGAAGGGUGGAAUAUGUACUUUAAAUUACUGGGUGUGUGAAAAACCGUUCACACCGUAGUCUAAUUAUAAUCACUAAUGUAAGCCCCUAUCUUAUGGAGUUGCACUGGUUUUCCCUUUGUUAGGCUUAACGUGUUUCUAUGUGUAUCUAUAUUGAAAUAUGUAUUUGAUGUCUUUAAAGAGACCAGGGCUAUGUGGAGUUUGUCCACCAUUCAUCAGGCCCAGGGGAGUGGAACUGUGGUCUAGUAGGCUCUAACUGUGGUCUAGUAGGCUCUAACUGUGGUCUAGUAGGCUCUAACUGUGGUCUAGUAGGCUCUAACUGUGGUCUAGUAGGCUCUAACUGUGGUUGACUUUUUUUAAAACUAUAUUUACAAUUUUUACCAUUUAAUGUGUGCAUACAACAAUUGAAUAAGAUUCUGUUUUCAUUUAAGUUUUUACAAUUAUCAAUCCAUUUCAAAUGCAGCAGUGUUCUAUGUUUCCUUCCAUUCCAUUCCAUAUGUACCAUGUGUUCAUUCUACUGAGUAAAUACAUCUAUAUACUGUGAUCUAGGUAUGUCAUUUACUUGUCAGGUAUACUGUAAUACUAAGUGUUGUAAUGUAUGAAUAGUAACUCCAAUGUUUUCCUUCUAAA